AUGGGCACUGGUGCUGGCGUUUCCAGGGGCGUGGCCAGACUGCUGACGCCCGUGUUUCCAGGGACGCGCUCAGAUGGUACUGACGUUUCUAGGGGUGUGGUCAGCGUGGUCCGACUGCUGGCGCUAAGCAAACUUUCGCGCUCAGACGGUCACCAUUUGAUCGCGCCUCCCCGCGGGGCCCGCGCCUCCGGAGAGCCCCGCCCCUCGGAGGGACCGCCCACCCACCCGGGACCGCACUUCCGCUCCGCCGAGGCCGGUUGGAUUUGGUUCCGCCGCGCGGGGCUGACGCCUGCGCACUGCACCGAGUUGGCGCACAUGCGCAGUGCGCGGGGGCUGCGGGCCGCCCUCGGCCGGGCGCCGGAACUCACAGCCCGCGAUGGGGAGGUCGGUGCUUCGAGGGCUGGGGUGGCCGGCAGGGAGCCCCUCUUCUGCAGCCAGUGGGACCCCCGCUCGGUCAGAGGCCAGAUCGGGGCAGUGGACAGUGUGGUGCUGGCCCCGGCAGAGCAGCGGGCCCUGGAGCGGAAGCAGAAGAAGGAGCGCAGGAAGGAGGAGAAGCGGCUCCUGCGGGAGGCAGGGGGUCUCCCUGCCCCGAAGACCCCGCCUGCCCCGGGGCCCACCCCCUCAGGGGGCUCGCUGGCCCUAGACUACCUCCGCAGCUGGGCCCAGAAGCAGCGAGACUGGAAGUUCAGGAAGGCGAGGCAGACCUGGCUCCUGGUGCACAUGUACGACAGCGACAAGGUUCCUGACGAGCACUUCCCCACCCUGCUGGCCUACCUGGAGGGGCUGAAGGGCCAGGCCCGAGAGCUGACCGUGCAGAAAGCAGAGGCCCGCAUGCUGGCACUGGAUGAGGCUGCGGCAACCGGCCAGGACCCCCAGCUGCUGGGGCAGGCCCACCGAAUCCGCCAGGUGCUGCAGCUGCUCUCCUAGGGGGCAGCAGCUCCACUCCGGCCACAAGCCCAGGGCCCCCUGGCUCCCCUGUAGUGUGUUUGUGGGGGAAUGCCUAUUUUUCUACAAAGGGAAGGGUGGCUCAGGGUCACCCCACUGGGGCCAGGGGUGUUUGGGGUGGGCCCAGGCUUAUAGCUGGUUGCCCCGUCGUCAAUAAAAUCUCAUCUCUGGGCCAGUG
Molecule: messenger RNA, 1123 nt
Organism: Echinops telfairi (small Madagascar hedgehog)
Lineage: Eukaryota; Metazoa; Chordata; Mammalia; Afrosoricida; Tenrecidae
Gene: CHLSN
Product: chromosome unknown C7orf50 homolog
Exons: 6
Coding region: 1-927 (308 amino acids)
Source: RefSeq, a predicted model, not a curated record